AUGAGAGAAUCGGUUGAUGGAUAUAGAGUGAACGUGGAAAAUAGGAUAAAGAAUAGUGAUAGAAGGAGAAGGCAAUCUCAGUCGCUUUGUGUGAGUGCUCUGUCGUUGUGGGUGUCUUGGGCAUCCUUGGUGUGCACUGUUGAAGCCCGCCCUGUACCAUUGUUGUUUUCGUCGUGGUUGGUGUGUUGUUAUUUUUGGGGUCCAAUGGCAUCAAGAAAACCAAGUUGGCGCCUUCGUAUUUCCAUGGAUUCGGCGACCAUUCUUGAAAUGAAUACCAAACUACAAGACCCUCAUAUACAACGUCUUAAUAUGACCCCUUUUAAUUGGUGCUUGAACAUUUUAAACCCUAUUGAAGUGAAUAUAAAAUUAUUGAAGUUGAUGGUUAAACGGUGGGUUGAGAAUGAUGUUAGUUUUAGGGUGUGUCAGCAAUUGGUUCCUUUUACUGUUGUGGAUGUUUUCAUGGCCAUAGGUUUAGACAUAGGUGGUCUAGACAUUACUUUUGAUGAAUGUUUAGUUGGAUUGGUUGGUGACAUGUUUAAUCCCAAAACCAUGACAAAGAAGGACUUGAUUCACAUGUUUCAUUUGAUUGUAAGGGAUGAGGACAUAGAGGUGGAUGUGAUCUUUUUAGAUGAUUUAGAUAGUUUGUGUUUGUAUGAUUGGGCGUCUGGUGUACAUAAUAACAUUGUACAAAAUUUAAACAAGUGUAAGAAGAAAAUAAUGUCUGGACAAAUCUCCAAGUCACUGGGUCUUAGUGGCAAUGUAGCUGUGUUUCAGGCUUGGACCGUGGAAAGACUGUCCUUGCACGGUCAUCGUUCUCAAAGGUUGUUCCCGCGCAUAUGGCGAUGGCUCCCUUAUACGGGAAUGGAAGAAACAAUUGAAAAUAUCUUUAAGACCGGAGAAUUAAAUAUGGAGUGGUACUUAAGUAAGAACGAUCUUGAAACACUGGAAGUGUGUGCUGCUUUUGACAUGGAUGAAGGAGGAAUUGGUGAAGAAACGAAGGGUGAAGGAACGAAGGGUGAACCAUCCACCCUUCCGGAAAUAGAUGAAGAUAGCUCCAAUGACGACACUUGGGAAGCAGGUGCAGAGGAGAUAGUCAGGAAAACCAAUUCUGGUAUAAUGUCAUUGAAUGCCAGAAUUGCAAGCCUUACGAAGGAGUUAAUGGACCUUCGUGAAUUUCCAAUCUAUAACGAAGAAGCUGAUCUUCCUCAUCAUGAAGAAGGUGUUGUUGUAGGGGAUGAAGAACCACCAGCUAAACAUCACAAAGCUGCACCAUCUAACAAAGCUGCACCAUCCGACCAUCUUCCUGCUUAUAUUCAUGUUGAUGAUGGUGACAAUGAUGAUCAUGAAGAGCAUGUACCAUUGCGCAGGUUUGUUGGUGAUCCAGCCACCGAUGUCGAUGUUGAGAAACUGUACAUUACAGUGAGCGUUAAAGACGGAGCACAUAGGGUUGUCUAUGAAAUCAUUGGGAAGUCGUUGAACACAAAAUCUAUGCAGACUUUAGCGCCACGUACAUAUGUUGAUAACAUGGUGGUGUUAUUUGCUUCUACAAUGUUUAUGAACUUUCAAAGAAGGUUGACUGGUGUUGUGAAGAGGGUUCAUUUCAGUUCUUUAUACACGGGCCAUAUUAUCAAUGAUUAUAGGAAAAUGGAAAAAAAUCAACAUGUGUAUACCCUUCGUAAUUACGCGAGCUAUAUGGGGUCUGAUCAUUUUGGUCUUGCAGACAUUCCCACAGCUGACUUUUUGUUUAUGGCAUUUUGCCAUGAUGAACACUGGUGGUCCUAUGCAGUGAACCUCAGAACAUUACAAAUAUCUGUCAUUGACUCAUUAAACAAGGCUGUGAAAGAUCAGACUAGGAUUGACACAUUUGUGAGGCAAAAUAUGGGGAAAUUAUUUGCAUGUUGUACAAUAGACCCGAAGGGAGUAUUGGUCCUUUAUCUGUUCAAAUUCGAUUGUGGAGUGAUCAUGUUAAAAGCAAUGGAAAUUUGGGAUGAAGAGGACAAAUACAACGGCAAGAGCAUGCCGCAAUAG
This is a messenger RNA of Vigna radiata var. radiata (mung bean), 2028 nucleotides long. RefSeq lists its product as uncharacterized. Gene Ontology annotation, biological process: proteolysis. Gene Ontology annotation, molecular function: cysteine-type peptidase activity. The record is from RefSeq and is a predicted model, not a curated record. The transcript is spliced from 14 exons. The coding region runs from base 1 to 2028 and encodes 675 amino acids. NCBI's taxonomy places the organism in Eukaryota, Viridiplantae, Streptophyta, Magnoliopsida, Fabales, Fabaceae.